AUGGGUAUCUGCGGACUCGUUAGUUGUAUAUCCUCUACAUCUUUUGAGAUUCAACCUGUUGAUUUUGGUAAUGAAAAUGUUGUUAAUUAUGAUGACAACAACAUUAAUGGGAACCAACAAGUAAUUGGUUCUGUUUUUUCUCAACAAGGAAACAAAGGAAUCAAUCAAGAUUCUGCUAUUCUCUAUCAGGGGUAUGGUGUAGAAAAUGGAGUUUUUGGUGGAGUUUUCGACGGGCAUGGAAAGAAUGGACAAGUAGUUAGUAAGUUUGUUAUGAAUAAGUUGCCAUCUUUGCUGCUGAAAUAUAUACUUUCUUUGCCAAAGAUCACUUCUCCGAAACAAAAUGUUAAACUUGUUGAUGAGGAAUCAGUGAAGAACAAGAAUUUUAACAAAUGGAAAGAGGCGUGUUUGAGUUCCUUUAAGGUGAUGGAUAAAGAUAUUAAAAGUCUUGAGAAAUUGGAUUGUUCUUGUAGUGGAACAACCGCUGUCGUUGCUAUAAGACAGGAUGAUGAUCUGAUUAUCGCGAAUCUUGGAGAUUCUCGAGCUAUACUAGGAAGAAAGACAGAGGAGGGAGUAAUUGAGGCUGUUCAGUUAACUACUGAUUUGAAGCCUAGCUUGCCUUCUGAAGCAGAAAGAAUAAGGAACUGUGAUGGUAGAGUUCUUGCAUUGAAAGAAGAGCCACAUAUACAGAGAGUGUGGUUACCCCAUGAAGAUGUUCCUGGAUUGGCCAUGUCACGAGCUUUUGGAGAUUUCAUGCUAAAAAACUAUGGAAUAAUCUCUAAGCCUGAUGUCUCUUAUCACCACAUUUCACCAAAUGACCAAUUUCUUGUUCUAGCAACUGAUGGGGUGUGGGAUGUGCUGAGCAACGAUCAAGUCGUUUCCAUAGUGUGUGCAACAAAUAAUGCAGCAGCAGCCGCAGAGGCAGUAGUACAAGCUUCUUUAGAUGCAUGGAAACAGAAGUUUCCAAACAGCAAGAGAGACGACAGCACUGUCAUCUGCCUGUUCUUGCAAUAACAACAUGUUUCUCCUAAAAAUAAUACUUGAGCUAU
Messenger RNA from Solanum verrucosum, 1046 nucleotides. RefSeq names its product probable protein phosphatase 2C 72. The record is from RefSeq and is a predicted model, not a curated record. The coding region runs from base 1 to 1011 and encodes 336 amino acids. The transcript has 5 exons. Gene Ontology annotation, biological process: protein dephosphorylation. NCBI's taxonomy places the organism in Eukaryota, Viridiplantae, Streptophyta, Magnoliopsida, Solanales, Solanaceae. Gene Ontology annotation, molecular function: protein serine/threonine phosphatase activity.